Messenger RNA from Peronospora farinosa, 312 nucleotides. The record is from the annotation of a GenBank genome assembly. NCBI's taxonomy places the organism in Eukaryota, Oomycota, Peronosporomycetes, Peronosporales, Peronosporaceae.
AUGGAAAGCAGCUCUUUACAUGACGCAACAACAGCCAGUGCGUUUGGUAUCGCGAUGGCGACACUGGCAGCGCGUCGUAAGCACGACAUUAUGAUUUACGCACGCGACUUAAACGUUGUGCAAGUCAUUAACGAAACACACCGCAGUCCACGCGUUGUCUUGCAUUUUACACUACUGCCAAAUAUUCGCGCUACGACUUCUGUGCGCGAGGCCGUCGCUGACGCCAAGAUGGUGAUUGUGUGUUUGCCGGCACAGUUGACGCCCAUUUCUUGGCCCAACACCGUUCCGAUAUCUCGACGGAUGUGCUGGUGA